Molecule: messenger RNA, 803 nt
Organism: Glossina fuscipes
Lineage: Eukaryota; Metazoa; Arthropoda; Insecta; Diptera; Glossinidae
Product: selenoprotein F
Exons: 3
Coding region: 167-595 (142 amino acids)
Cellular component (GO): endoplasmic reticulum lumen
Molecular function (GO): oxidoreductase activity
Source: RefSeq, a predicted model, not a curated record
CUGCUAGCAUUCUACUUGCAAGGAAAAACGCUUAGAUCACAAAAUGUUAAAAUAUUUAUGUGCAUUGUUAUUACUGUGUAUAUAAUUCUUUACGUAAAAGUCUUAUGCGUGGUCAGAGCUUACAACGCAAGGUUGCCGUGAGCUGGGUUUCAUCAAGAAUCAGUUAAUGUGUUCCAGUUGUGAGAAAUUGGAUGAUUUUGGUUUAGAAACUUUAAAAGCUCAUUGUCGGGAGUGUUGUACUCUCGACCAAUUGCCUGCUGCUCACCGUCGCUACCCUAUGGCCAUAUUAGAAGUUUGCACUUGCAAAUUUCGUGCAUAUCCUCAGAUACAGGCAUUCAUCAAAAGCGGUCGUCCAGCGAAAUUUCGCAAUCUUACUAUUCGAUAUGUACGUGGCUUGGAUCCUAUCAUAAAAUUGUUGGAUUCGAAUGGUAAUGUAAAAGAAACCUUAUCUAUAACUAAAUGGAAUACCGAUACCGUGGAGGAAUUCUUUGAAACACACUUAGAGAAACAUGAAUCACUUGGGAAUAAGCAAUCGUUUAGUGUAAUUGAAGAAGAAGACGAUGACGACGAUUUUCUAAAAUCAAAUUUGGUUUGAAAACGCCUAUGCACAUAGAAGUGAUUUUAGUGUCUUAAAAUAAAUAUAUUAUAUAUUUGUUUAUACAAUUUCAUCUAUAACGAUAAGUGUUUUAGGUUAAAAUCAAAUUUAUUACAAAAUUAAAAAGCGAUUUAAAUAUGAUUGUGCAUUAAUUUUGUUCAUUUGAGAUUAAAACAAAUUAAUAUUGAACAAAAAAUAAUCGAUUUUU